Molecule: messenger RNA, 1512 nt
Organism: Sclerotinia trifoliorum
Lineage: Eukaryota; Fungi; Ascomycota; Leotiomycetes; Helotiales; Sclerotiniaceae
Source: the annotation of a GenBank genome assembly
GGAUUCGUCAUUCAAAUUCAUUAGCCACAACAUCAAAGAAGGUGGAGUUCAUAAGUUCAUUCAUAUUGCUUGUCUAACCACAACAGUCCUUUGUGCCCUUUGAAAGCUAAAUAUUUCAACCUAUUGUACAGCAAGCUCCAGAAAUAUUCUCGCGGGUCCCAUUUCGUAAGGUUUUUCGCCAGAGCUCUCGACAUCCAGGCAACUCCCAGAAAGUAUUUACCAUAGUUUUCAUUCAACCUCCUAUAAUAAGCCCUUUAAACCCACCUCACGUCAAUUAAUACCCUUUAACUUCUAGAAACAAUGUCCGCCGUCGCCAAAACAACCGUCACCGAACCGGAAGAAGCCGCGCAAGGAGAAAGCUUCCUCGAGCGACCCUUCCGCAACCUCGACUUCCUCGUCUACCGCUUCGUCCACCCAACGGACAAACGUGGACUCCCCUACCCAGACAGCACUUUCAAAAAACAAAGAAACGGACUUCCCGGCGCCAAAGUCUGGGUCGGAGACUUCGCACCCCAAUGGGGUGAAUUCCUCCUCGAUCUCGGCGAACCUGUUUACGACGUACAAGAUCAUCAUCCUCUAGUCACGCGUCUCGAAGGCUACGGGCUCGAUCAGGGCCGCGUCAAACAUAGAAACUUACAACAAUUGCCUUUUCCAUGGGGAAUCGACGGCACAUUACCCGUGCAAGUAUGGGCUAAUGAAGUUUUUCGCGAUAAUCAUUGUUUGCCAUUCAACCCCAAGGGUAUGAGUCGCUUAGACCUACAAUGGGAAUGUCGACGCCGCCUACUUCCCACGCAUGGAAAACGCUCUGAUCUAGUCAAGAGAAUCAAUAGAUUAGAACUACCCAAAGGAAUCCAAGCGCCAACUGGCGCACAGAAAGCCGCAAUCCAGCGACUCGACUCCGUAUUUCUCCCCCUCUACCGCGUCCUCGAAGCCCAACCCCCCGUCCCCAAAACCCCCCAAUCACCACUCAAACAACCCCCUCUCGACGUAGGAGAAAUAGUGCUCGUAUAUGGCACCCUCGCCACCGACGAAAACAUGUGUCUCGUACGCGACUACGAAGGCAACCGAGGAAGAAUCAGCAGAGAUUAUCUAGAUGAAAUCCAACUCCCAUUCGGAUUGAAGCUGAAUCGACGCGGGUUGGUAGAGCUUCUAGAGAUUGGGAUGGCCGCGAUCCGCAGAUGAAGUGAGGCAACGAGAAGGAAGAAGUGCGGGACCUGGUUUUGGAUUUUAAUGCGAGAAAGAAGGUUAGGAAGGUGAAGGGAAGGAGAGGAAAGGAGGAGAAAGAAGGAGGCAGAGAGGGAGAGGAGGUGAAGGGAAGGGAGGAGGGAGGAGGGAGAUGGAGGAACGUAAUACUUACUAUAAUACUGCUGCAUGAAGAAAUUGGUGCUCAGUUUACAGGGGUUUUGGUUGUAUAGUAUAUGAUGUGGUAAAAUGGAUCUCGCUCGUUUCCUUUUAUUUGCUAUUUUCGAAAUGCACGAAAGUUCCCUACAUCGUAUGUGUGAUGGGUUCUAA